Messenger RNA from Drosophila bipectinata, 1709 nucleotides. It is a transcript of the gene Trxr2, whose product is annotated as Thioredoxin reductase 2. Gene Ontology annotation, molecular function: glutathione-disulfide reductase (NADPH) activity; thioredoxin-disulfide reductase (NADPH) activity; flavin adenine dinucleotide binding. Gene Ontology annotation, cellular component: cytosol; mitochondrion. The record is from RefSeq and is a predicted model, not a curated record. Gene Ontology annotation, biological process: cell redox homeostasis; cellular response to oxidative stress; glutathione metabolic process. Lineage: Eukaryota; Metazoa; Arthropoda; Insecta; Diptera; Drosophilidae.
UUUAAACUUUCUCUCAUUCUGACAACCUGACAGCUGGACUGUAAGUCUGACUGUCACUAAUUUCGACCAAACCCUGUGAACUGAUCUCUUAGUGAGGACGCGAAAUGCUGCUGCGAAAAUCCGGACCCAGCCGAAGAUAUGCGAUCUUCUCGAUGUUCCACCAAUGCCGACUGGCGAGCUCCAAGUCGCCCUUCGAUUACGAUCUGGUGGUGCUCGGCGGUGGCUCGGCGGGAUUGGCCUGCGCCAAGGAAGCCGUCGACUGCGGUGCCCGUGUGCUCUGCUUCGACUAUGUGAAGCCCACGCCCGUAGGGACCAAGUGGGGUCUGGGAGGCACAUGCGUGAACGUGGGCUGCAUCCCCAAAAAGCUGAUGCACCAGGCCUCACUGCUGGGCGAGGCGGUGCACGAAGCAGUGGCCUACGGCUGGAACGUGAACGACAAAGAUAUCAGGCCGGACUGGCGUAAGUUGGUGCGCUCUGUGCAAAACCAUAUCAAGUCUGUAAACUGGGUGACCAGAGUGGAUCUGCGCGACAAAAAGGUGGAGUACGUCAACUCCAUGGGAACGUUCAUCGACGCGCACACCAUCGAGUAUUUCCCCAGGUCCGGCACGGCUAAGAGCAGAGUAACCGCCAAGAACGUGGUGGUGGCAGUGGGUGGGCGUCCCCGUUAUCCGUCCAUCCCCGGGGCUACCGAGUUCGGUAUAACCAGCGACGACAUCUUCAGCUAUGACCGCGAGCCGGGCCGUACCUUGGUUGUGGGUGCUGGCUAUGUGGGGCUAGAAUGCGCUUGUUUUCUGAAAGGGCUGGGCUACGACCCCACGGUAAUGGUGCGCUCGAUCGUACUCCGCGGCUUUGACCGUCAAAUGUCCGAGCUACUAGCCGCCAUGAUGUCGGAGCGUGGCAUCCCGUUUUUAGAGACUACUAUCCCAAGUUCCGUGGAGCGGCAGUCGGACGGGCGGCUGCUGGUGCGGUUCCGGAACACCACCACCCAAACAGACGGCAGCGACGUAUUUGAUACUGUUCUAUGGGCUAUCGGACGUCGAGGCUUAAUAGAAGAUCUCAACCUCGAGGCGGCUGGCGUUGAGACCCAGAACGACAAAAUUGUGGUAGACCGAUCUGAGGCCACGAAUGUGCCGCACAUCUUUGCUGUGGGCGAUAUCGUUCACGGGCGGCCGGAGCUUACUCCAGUGGCCAUCUUGGCCGGACGACUCCUGGCACGACGGCUCUUUGCUGGAUCCACGCAGCUCAUGGACUACGCGGACGUGGCCACCACAGUCUUUACUCCAGUGGAGUACGCUUGCGUCGGCAUGUCGGAGGAGAUGGCCAUCAACAAGCACGGCGCCGACAACAUUGAGGUUUUUCACGGCUACUACAAACCCACUGAGUUUUUCAUACCUCAGAAGAGUGUUCGCUUCUGCUACCUGAAGGCCGUUGCCGAAAUCGCCGGAGACCAAAAGAUCCUGGGACUACACUACAUGGGUCCUGUAGCCGGCGAAGUCAUUCAGGGUUUUGCCGCGGCCCUCAAGUCCGGCCUGACUGUGAAGACUCUACUGAAUACCGUUGGGAUCCACCCCACCACCGCCGAAGAGUUCACUCGCCUCUCCAUCACCAAGCGAUCGGGGCGUGACCCCACUCCUGCCUCUUGUUGCAGUUAGAAGUUUUUAGGUUAUUUUGCUGUGUAAAAUAAAUCAAAGUGAUUUUUGUUUAUCCCA